Molecule: messenger RNA, 900 nt
Organism: Ixodes scapularis (black-legged tick)
Lineage: Eukaryota; Metazoa; Arthropoda; Arachnida; Ixodida; Ixodidae
Product: inactive serine protease 45-like
Exons: 5
Coding region: 1-900 (299 amino acids)
Biological process (GO): proteolysis
Molecular function (GO): serine-type endopeptidase activity
Source: RefSeq, a predicted model, not a curated record
AUGGAAAACUCACAUGUCAAGCACAGUUACAAAAAGAAAGAGGACAAGAACACUACAGGCUUUCCUUCAGUUCGCCUGGGAAGUACGAAAAAAACCAAUUAUACCGUACAUUGUCGACGAAAUAAAGGAAAAAAUGACCAUCUUGAAAGGCUUCAUGACGAUCUGGAAGAUCAGGUCAUUUGCAUGGAAGUGGACUAUGUCUGUGUACCCCAUCAGGACAACUGUACCUUUUUUAUGAAAGACCUUGCACUAUUAAAAUUAAAAGAACCGGUCAAUUUUACAAGGUAUAUUCGCCCAAUCUGCCUUCCUCAACACUGCGAAGAACCGCCUUCAGAUGCCAGCAUCUACGGUGCGGGCUGGGGCAUGGCUUAUGACUAUCUACCUGUUUCCGAUGAGAUGGAUGAAUCAUUAAACGAACCACAUGAAGACCUUAAAAAUUUUGUGGAUUAUGAGAGUUCAGCAGAAGAAACGAGGGAUGCGUCACCACGGAAACGGAAGGGCAUUUUCUUACCUUUUCUCCCAGAAAACUUGAGGGAAAGAAAUAUAUCCUUAAUUACUAACCAACAGUGCGAACGACAGCUUCGACAUCUUACCCCAACUGUUCCAAAGUACGUCAUAUGCUCCGAAGAGGGAAUGUGCAUAGGAGACAGCGGAGGACCGUUUAUGUAUGAAAAAGAAGGACAAUGGUUCCUUGCUGCUAUUCACUCUGUAAACGAAGCAUGCGACUCUCCUUCUCUGCCAUCACACCAUAUUAGGGUGUCACAUUUUGUUCAAAGUUUUAUUUUACCCGUCAUGCAGGAUCCGGAAUCAACGAAACAUAACUUUUGUAUGACGGACGAGGCUCGAAAGGAAUGUGUAACUACAUUUUAUAAGUCUUACAACGUGACAUUCAAUAGAUGA